Messenger RNA from Bipolaris zeicola 26-R-13, 2439 nucleotides. RefSeq lists its product as uncharacterized. Bases 1 to 2439 code for a protein of 812 amino acids. The record is from RefSeq and is a predicted model, not a curated record. The transcript has 6 exons. NCBI's taxonomy places the organism in Eukaryota, Fungi, Ascomycota, Dothideomycetes, Pleosporales, Pleosporaceae.
AUGUCGGGCUGCUCGCUCGUGGCCGCUGGAUUGCCAUCUCUUAUAGGGACGGCAGUUCCAACCUUCAGCUAUGACCAUUUAAAACAUACAGCAGGCGAAUAUUUCGGCAUUCAAAUGACUUACAUGUCUGGCGCAUCAACAUGUUUCGCUGGAACAAAGCCCACCUUCACGCCUGUCAUCUCGAACACCUUAGCACAAUUCACUCGGACUUGUUCAUACGCUACCUCCGGCAUCCCUGCAACCUACACCAGUAUCAUCUGUAGUAGUGCCGCUCUAAGCAACUUCCCGAACACUGGUGCUUUGACCAUCAACAAUGUUAUUGGCGGUUUACUGCCACCUCCCCUUCCUCGCGCGUUUACAGCCACAUUCGGUACAUCGCCCGCGCCCGCUACUGUCGCCACCACAACGGCUUCUGUCACUACAACGACAACGCAAAUGGUCCUUGCACCUGGCGGUGCAGUUAUAGCUACGACAACCGUCUUUACUCCUACCGGAACAACUACACAGACACAGGUCGUUAGCAGUGUUGCACUGUCCACAAGUACCGUUAGCGCUUGUCCAACAAGUGGAGGAGGAGGUCUUUUGGGAGUUUUAACCUCGGCUGUACCUUUGGUAUCGAACGUGCCAUUAGUAUCGUCCCUUCCGGUAGUGUCAUCUCUACCGCUCGUGUCGUCUCUCCCGUUGGUAUCAUCCCUACCGUUGAUAUCAUCGCUACCUUUGGUAUCAUCGCUACCUUUAAUAUCCUCCUUGCCACUGGUAUCCUCUUUGCCAUUGAAUACAGCUCCGCUUCCCGGGGUCUCAUCUCUUUUAUCAGCUCCCCUACCCGGGAUCACAUCCAUCCUGUCAGCUCCGUUGCCUGGUGUCACAUCCAUUCUCUCAGCUCCACUUCCCGGAGUUUCCUCUAUCAUCCCUGGAGAUCCUCUGGCUUCUCUACCUGGGGUCUCACCUAUUCUCUCAGUCCCGCUUCCAGGCGUGACAUCCAUUCUAUCGGCUCCCCUUCCAGGUAUCUCUGUAUCCUUACCACUGUCUUCCAUUCCCCUUGGUACAGCUCUAUCAUCGCUAUCAGGCGCACUACCUACAUCCAUUAUAUCGGUCCCUAGCUCAAUUGGGCCUUUACCAGUUCCAACCUCUAUCGUAUCCAUUCCAAGCUCGAUUGGUCCCCUUCCAAUCCCGACUUCUAUUCUCUCGAUCCCAGCUUGUGCUGCCAAUUCUUUGUGCCAGGCGGUUUCCUAUCUGCCCAACGGCCCAUGCUAUCUAAAAUACGGAAUCGGACAGCCUUAUGUUAACCCGACUGUUUGGGGAGCUAGGCUUGCAAGUGUGUCAGUUCCAUCUGCAUUGCUACCCCCAAUUGUCCCACCAGCUCAGUCUGCCGGAAGCAUUGUUCGUACUACAACGGCCCCCGGUUCUGAUGGAGGAACAACAAACACUAACCCGACGGCUCCUGGCUCUGUUGGUGGAACGUUGAGCACCAACCCAACAGCCCCAGGCUCUACUGUGGCGACUCUAAGCACCAUCCGUACCACAACUACUUCAGGAGUCGGUCCGACAUCCAGCGCGGUAUCUUGUCCCGCUUCCAAUCUAUCAACCGUGAUUGCUGGCGGACGACAAUACCUAAUCACCUGCGGCAUUGAUUAUUUCAACAACGACAUAUCGUCUCCAUUGUCCCCUACAUUCCCCAAGUCGUACGAGGGCUGCUUGGCUGAUUGUUCAUCCACGCCUAGCUGUACUGCAGUUGCCUACGUCAAAGGCGGUCCUUGCUACUUGAAGACUGGCGCUGGCAGUGGCUUCAAAAUUGACAGCACAAUCAUUGGUGCCAAGCUGAUCAGAGUCUUGCCUACUUCCACAUCCGCUACGUCUGCCACGUCCGCUCCAUCCGGAACAACUGUGACUGUGACCACGACAAUCUCUAAUACCGGUUACCAGUGCGCCUGCACUCCUACUUCGUUCCCCAAGCCCACCUCCGUUACGUGCCCUGCAGAUAACGGCAGCACAUAUACCACCACUUGCGGAGCUAAAUACGCUGUAGAGUGUGCUCAGGACCGCUACGGCAACGAUAUCCCCGGUGGACUUUUCUUUGUAGACAGCUACGAAAGCUGCCUUGAGAAAUGUGAUCAGACGCCAGGCUGCGUUGCUAUAUCCUUUGUCAUGCGACCUCCUGGCGUCCAGAGCCCUUGCUACACGAAGGACUCUGCAGGACCUAUCCGUCUGAACCCUGAGGUUAACGGUAGCAGCAAGAUCUCCGGGUGCACAAGACUCAAGCUGCGACGCAAGCGUGUUGUAAAGCCCGCGCCAAAGAAACAGCUUGAUAAGCGUGUAUUAUUCUUGGGUCCUGACUUCACUUUCACCCAGCCCCAUGUUACUGCCACGCAAACUUCCACAGUAGGCUCGACUGUUUUGACGUCAGAAUUCCCCGCCCCUUCUUCUAGAUGGCUUUGCUGA